Molecule: messenger RNA, 2499 nt
Organism: Neopsephotus bourkii (Bourke's parrot)
Lineage: Eukaryota; Metazoa; Chordata; Aves; Psittaciformes; Psittacidae
Gene: CTBP2
Product: C-terminal binding protein 2
Exons: 10
Coding region: 470-1807 (445 amino acids)
Molecular function (GO): oxidoreductase activity, acting on the CH-OH group of donors, NAD or NADP as acceptor; transcription corepressor activity; NAD binding
Source: RefSeq, a predicted model, not a curated record
UGCUUUUGCAGGGCAAAGUCCUGCCCUUUUCCAUUCGUGCUUUUCCUAGGUGGAAAAUGUUCAGAGGUAUUUGUCCAUAGGGAAAGCUGUAGGUUGUCUUUAAUGCUGCCGUUCCAGUACAGACUCAUCACUGGGGUCUGAUGAUAAUAUUCCUUAUACCAGGGAAAACAUCAGCCUCCAAGUAUGAGGUCCCAGGCACGACUUGGAAGUCGUGCAACUGAAACCUUUGGCCAGGAAGUUUGAUUUAUUCAUCGGGCUGGCUGCAGUUCAAAUAGAACUUCUUCAGUUCAGCUGACUCCAGUGAGAAUAUGGACUGCAAGGAAAAAGAAACCCCUUAAAUCUAUGUUUCUCCAGCCUUUUGCAAAAGGAUCGACAGUGGCGGUAUGCACGCCGAUUCCUGUGAAUAUUCCUGAGUUCCUGGGGGACUGCUUUGCUUUUUGAAUCAGGACGUUGCAAAACACCCUCAAGAAUGGCACUGGUGGAUAAACACAAAGUCAAGCGGCAGCGACUGGACAGAAUCUGUGAAGGUAUUCGCCCCCAGAUCAUGAACGGCCCCAUGCACCCGCGGCCGCUGGUGGCACUGCUGGACGGCAGGGACUGCACGGUGGAGAUGCCCAUUCUGAAGGACCUGGCCACGGUUGCUUUCUGUGAUGCACAAUCAACUCAGGAGAUUCAUGAGAAGGUAUUAAACGAAGCCGUUGGGGCGAUGAUGUACCACACCAUCACGCUGACUCGGGAAGACCUAGAGAAGUUCAAGGCCUUACGGGUCAUCGUUCGAAUAGGCAGCGGCUACGACAACAUUGACAUCAAAGCUGCGGGGGAGCUUGGGAUCGCCGUCUGCAACAUCCCAUCGGCGGCGGUGGAGGAGACGGCCGACUCCACCAUCUGCCACGUCCUCAACCUGUACCGCCGCAACACGUGGCUCUACCAGGCGCUGCGGGAAGGCACGAGGGUGCAGAGCGUGGAGCAGAUCCGGGAGGUGGCCUCCGGAGCCGCCCGCAUCCGGGGGGAGACGCUCGGCCUCAUCGGCUUCGGUCGCACUGCGCAGGCGGUCGCGGUCCGAGCCAAGGCGUUUGGCUUCAACGUGAUCUUUUACGACCCGUACCUGCAGGAUGGGAUCGAGAGGUCCCUGGGGGUCCAGCGGGUCUACACGCUGCAGGACCUGCUCUACCAGAGCGACUGUGUCUCAUUGCACUGUAACCUUAAUGAACACAACCACCACCUUAUCAACGACUUCACGAUCAAGCAGAUGAGGCAGGGAGCGUUCCUGGUGAACACAGCACGCGGGGGGCUGGUGGACGAGAAGGCCUUAACACAAGCCCUGAAGGAGGGACGGAUACGAGGGGCUGCGCUCGACGUGCACGAGUCUGAACCGUUCAGCUUUGCUCAAGGCCCAUUGAAAGAUGCUCCUAACUUAAUCUGUACCCCUCACACUGCCUGGUACAGCGAGCAGGCGUCCCUGGAGAUGAGAGAAGCUGCUGCUACUGAAAUCCGGCGUGCCAUCACAGGGCGCAUCCCAGAAAGCCUAAGGAACUGCGUCAAUAAGGAAUUCUUUGUCACGACGGCUCCGUGGUCAGUAAUAGAUCAGCAGGCGAUCCAUCCGGAGCUCAAUGGUGCCACGUACAGGUAUCCACCUGGGAUGGUCAGUGUGGCACCGGGAGGAAUACCGGCAGCUAUGGAGGGCAUCAUUCCCGGCGGCAUCCCUGUCACUCACAACCUCCCCACAGUGGCACAUCCUUCCCAAGCGCCAUCUCCAAACCAGCCCACAAAACACGGGGACAACAGGGAACAUCCCAACGAGCAAUAGCAGCUAAUUUAAAAAGCACUCCAUAAACUUAGGACCAAGAGACAUUGGAAAAGAAGUUAUCCACGGACUAAAGGAAGCAUUUGAUACGACAUUUGUAACGUUCCUUUUGGACAGACGCAUCAUUGAUGUUCCCCUGUUCCCCACAAAGCGACAGCGGGUCAAUGGGGAGAAGGCCUGAAGAAGUCACCUCAACUGAAGCGCUGAAAACUCGGAUGUGAUCCAUGAAUGAGCAACUUCUGUUCUUGUGUGUUCAGUUUCCUUCAUCUGUGCAUCAAUCACAUGAAUAAAGAGAGAUUCUUUCCCCUCACCUUUAGUUCAUUGGGAAGGGCAGAGCUUCUGCACCAGCGUUCAAACCGCUGCGCUCAGCCAUCACUGCGGAGUUAACACGGAUGCGGCUUCAGCCCUUUCCUUACUCCUGGAUCUGGUCACCUCUUCCAACAGGAAGCGUUAGGCCUGGCUUAGAGGAAAAACAUCCUAAUAAUCAUAGGGCCAGUAAUGGAAGUUCUCCUGCCAGGCUUAAGCUGGGAUCCAUGGGAUGAGGAGGGCAGAAAGGGAAUGGCCACUGCCCUGCUAAAAGCUAAAGGAAGAACCCAACAACUGCCCCAUACACUGAAUAAAGUAGCUGUGCAUCCACCUCUGCCCUGCAAUGAUGCAAGACAAAAAAAAAGUAAAAAAAAGGAAAAAAAAAAAAA